This is a messenger RNA of Lobosporangium transversale, 1023 nucleotides long. RefSeq lists its product as hypothetical. Lineage: Eukaryota; Fungi; Mortierellomycota; Mortierellomycetes; Mortierellales; Mortierellaceae. The transcript has a single exon. The coding region runs from base 140 to 1012 and encodes 290 amino acids. The record is from RefSeq and is a predicted model, not a curated record.
CUUUCUUUCUUUUUUUUUAGUCCUCAUUCGCAUUCGCAUUUACAUUCGCGUUCACAUUCUCAUUCUCAGUUCAUUGUUCAUAAGGUUCAACGCUUCGAGCCUUUUCAGUAAAAUUCUACAGAUCAAUUCGGGUCUUAAAAUGGCCUUACCACAAGAGAUAUUGCAAAAGUUAGAGCAGAUGCGGAUAUGUCUACCAGAUCUAUCAGAAGAACAUGGCCAAGUGCUCGUUGCAAACCCAGACAAGAACCUAGAGCAGAUACCCCUCAAUGGUUCUCAUCUCAAUGACAUAAUAACUCGUUCUGGUCCUAGAUCUCAUAAGGACGAUCUGCUACAGUCAUUAGCCCAGCUGAGCAUUUCUACCACUGCUUUUACUGUUCCUGCUCCUGCUCCUGCUCCUGCUCCUGCUCCUGCUCCUACCGCUACCGCUACCACUACUCGAUCUCUACCAACGGGUCCAUAUGCUUCUUAUAACUAUAGAAGCUAUAUUUCGAGACAUUCAUCCUUGCGAUCGUCAAUUACCGGUCCUUCACCUUCUCGUCCCACUCCAUCAGUGGACCUUAAAGAUGUCAUAUGCCCUAUCGCUUUAUCAGGCAGUGCCUCAUGCAAAAAAAGCAUAUUUCUGAAAGCCCGGUUCGAAGCCUUUGCCGAGGUCGCUCGUCUAUAUGGUCCAUAUUCGAAGUUCUCUGAAGAAACAUCAAGACUUUUAUUGUUACAUUCAUAUAAAGAUUCACUUCACCAGUAUACUGAGCGGCUCAAUGCUACCCAAGAUAGGUAUAGCCUCAGUAGCCUCAAGUACUACGAAAGCGACAACAACGGCAGCAGCAGCAAAAGAAAUAGCAGUAAUGGCGACAAUGGCAAAUCACCGAGGAAUAACAAGGCAGCGAGAGCCUCCAGACGGUUGGAACCUUAUAGGAGAACUCCAAGCGCCAACAGCACUAGAGGUCAUGAUGGCUUCACAAUAAUGACCUGUCAAGGGCAGGGAAAGUCUAUGACAAAAAAUGGAGAUAUCUGAGUAAAAUGCCG